Messenger RNA from Adineta steineri, 573 nucleotides. Lineage: Eukaryota; Metazoa; Rotifera; Eurotatoria; Adinetida; Adinetidae. The record is from the annotation of a GenBank genome assembly.
AUGCAUGUACAUAAGACAUCAGGGCUGAUUAUCAAUUCGUCUAUUGUAUGUCCAGAUAUGGCGUAUGUUGUCGCUUCGGAACAAGCAUAUAUCACCAAUUUAUGUGCCAACGUUGAAUUAGAUGUCGAAAUUUAUGACUUAGCCAUUGUUGAGUCUAAUACUUCAUGGUUAUGUCCACAGAUAACAGUUGCAACUGCAACUAAUGUAAAUAAUACGUUAUCGUUUUGUGCACUGAAUUCGAUGAUUGUUAAUGUUAUCAAUUCAACUUUCGUAUAUAAUUCGACACAACCGUGUCCUUCAAACUUCAGUAUAACUGCAAGUAAUGGUAGCAAUGUUUUUAAUGUUUGUUCAAGUAUGAAUACGAAUAUUUAUGCUAAAAAUUCGACGGUAUUGACAGAUGAGUUUCGAUGCUCUUCAGUUGUGAAUGUUACUGCCACUGAUCUAGCACUAGUCUAUGUUUGUGCUACAAGCGCAAUUUAUGCGGUCGCAUCAUUUAAUGCAACAAUAUACUAUAAAGGACCGUUAGCAAGCAACUCUUCUAUCAAUGGAAGUGAAAUUAAACCGUGGGUGUGA